Molecule: messenger RNA, 1750 nt
Organism: Dacryopinax primogenitus
Lineage: Eukaryota; Fungi; Basidiomycota; Dacrymycetes; Dacrymycetales; Dacrymycetaceae
Product: MBOAT-domain-containing protein
Exons: 8
Coding region: 1-1707 (568 amino acids)
Biological process (GO): lipid modification; glycerophospholipid biosynthetic process
Cellular component (GO): endoplasmic reticulum; membrane
Molecular function (GO): 1-acylglycerol-3-phosphate O-acyltransferase activity; 1-acylglycerophosphocholine O-acyltransferase activity
Source: RefSeq, a predicted model, not a curated record
AUGUUGAUGGAUUCGAUAGCGAGCAGAUUACACUCUAUCACGGGUGCACCGGAAGACCAGAUCAAGGUGUUUAUCUUCUUCACAUUAAACUACCCCUUGGGUCAUCUCUACAUCCGCAUACCGAACGAGCUACCUGCCCUGCGACACAUCUUUAGCAUCUUCAUCUCGCUUUACGCUCUCCUUGAGCUGAAACUGUACAGCGGCAUUGCCCACGAGCUCUUCAGCAUUUCUGGCGUUUGGGUGCUCUUGCGAUGGAAGCACAAGUAUAUGCCAUGGGCGGUCUUUUUCUUUGCCAUGGUGCAUUUGAUGUACAAUCACCUAUACCGCAUUUGGUUCCACCUCAGCGUUGAGAACUUCGACAUUACAUUCAGUCAAAUGGUACUUGUCAUGAAAAUCACUACCCUCGCUUGGAAUAUACAUGACGGGAGGCAACCGGAUGAGUUCCUUGACCAACAACAAAAGGAAAGUAGGGUCGUACAGUUCCCGUCGCUGCUGGAGUAUUUGGGAUAUUGCUUCUACUUCCCGGGAUUUCUGGUCGGACCAUCCUGCGACUUCCAUACAUACCGGGCCCUCUGUUCUGGCACUCUUUACACACCACGGGAAGGCAAGGCCGUACCUGCUGUUACCGUACUCGAGGGCCGAAAGCGCUCGGCGUAUUAUCACAUGGCGAUUGGCGCUGUCAAUAUUGUGAUAUGGCUGACUUGCAAUUCGAGAGUCAACUAUUUCCAGGUGAUGCAGGAGGGCUGGGAGAAACAAGCGUUUGUCAAGCGUGUCUUCCUCGUGCAGUUGAUGGGCAUCGUCCAGCGUACCAAGUACUACGGCGCCUGGAAGCUGUCUGAAGGUGCCGCAAUCCUGACAGGCCUAGGAUUCAACGGUUACACUAGGGAUGGGAAAACCCUCUGGAAUCGGGCAACGAACGUCAAUAUCCUCAACGUCGAAUUUGCUCCGAACAUCAAACUUCUUCUUGACAACUGGAACGUGAAUACAAACGUUUGGCUCAGGCAUUGUGUCUACAAACGCGUGACUCCUAGGGGAAAGAAACCUGGUUUCAGGAGUAGUAUGCUUACUUUCCUCGUCAGCGCCCUAUGGCAUGGGUCCGAAUCGGGUUAUUACCUGACCUUCAUACAAGGGGGCUUUGUUCAAACAGUGGCAAGAAUGAUGCGGAGCUGUGUGCGCCCAUUCUUGCUGCCACCAGUUGUCGAAAUAAGGAGGGCAACUACUGAUACAGAACCCUCGACUCGCGCUGCCACCCCAGCUCCCGAAGACGGAGUCUCUCCGGUACCAGGCACACCGAUUUCUGGCGUGCCAGGUUCUUCUGGUGGAAAGGUUUUCGUACCACCGCCGCCACCCCCGACAUUGAUCAAACGGAUCUACGACAUCCUGGGUAUGAUCUGCACGUCCAUGGAGCUGAACUACUGCGCAGCCCCAUUCAUUCUUCUCACGGCCAAAAACUCCCUCCUCGGUUGGGGCAAGAUGGGCUGGUAUGGGACAUGGAUGUCGUUCGUACCACUGUUGUUCUUCUGGCUUGGUGGGAGGCCCUUCCUACUUGGAAAGCUGAAGCAGAGAGCGGAGAAGGAGAAACGCAGAUUGGAGAGGAUCGAGCAUCUCCCUGGUGUGGUGGUCGUACCGCCCAGCCCGGUAAUAACCAAGGCCGACGAGGUAGAAGAGUUUGUGGACCAGGGUUGGACGGCGACCAAAUUGGAUUGAGGGGUGGUACUGGGCAUUACACUGGAUAUAACUUACACUUUGC